Lodderomyces parapsilosis is the source of this 2874-nucleotide messenger RNA. RefSeq lists its product as uncharacterized. Gene Ontology annotation, molecular function: DNA-binding transcription factor activity. Lineage: Eukaryota; Fungi; Ascomycota; Pichiomycetes; Serinales; Debaryomycetaceae. Gene Ontology annotation, biological process: regulation of DNA-templated transcription. The transcript has a single exon. The coding region runs from base 1 to 2874 and encodes 957 amino acids. The record is from RefSeq and is a predicted model, not a curated record.
AUGUCCAACAACUCCGCAAAUCCACCUUCAAUUGUACUAGAUACAGUACCACCAGAAACGCCGAGAAGCAAGUCGGCACACACUAACGCAUCAACUAUUCCACAUGGGUUGAAUCGUUUGUCUACCCCUCUGUUUCCAUUUGGUUUGAGCUUUUCGCCAACUUUCAACUUCAAUACUCCUAGUGGUGUUUCACCGACAAGGUUUUUCGACUCUGCAAGGUCUACAGAAAGAGUCACCACAGAUAAGAAUAACACACCAUGCAAAGACCACUACAAGUUUCUAGCUUCACUAAACUCGGUCGGUCAAUCAGCUGAUGCUGGACAUCAGGAACAGGGCCAGGGGCAUACCCCGAAAGAUGCACGGAAUAGCAAAGACAAGGGUAAAAAGCAAGAUGGAGAUGAAGAUGAGGAUGAAGAGGAGGAGGAGGAGGAGGAGGAAGUGUGGUCGUCCAUAAACACAACUCAACAAAACCAAUCAAAUCUCACGUCCAUCCACGAGAUUGACCACAACAGUAAAAGAAUUGAGUUGGAUGAUAACGACUUCAAGAUUUUUCAAACACCAGCAAAAACAGCCGACAGCAAAACCAGUCGAUUACCAAUUAACCUUGUUUCAGCCCGAGAUAAUGUACAAUCUCUUGAAAUCAAUGAGAGUUCAGUUAAGAGAAGGAAGUUGAGCGAUAUCACAGAUACACCUAAUAACAGAAUAGCUACUACAAUAGAUUCAACGAUGGACUCACCAAUAUCUAUGAGGAGGUUGAGCAAUGCACAUUCAACCACUUCUUCCGCAGCAAGCGAAGUUUGGAGCUUGGAAUUGGAUGAUGUGUUGAUCAAAUCAUUUCACAAGUACCAAAAGUUUAAAUCAAGCGGAGCUGCCAGUGAGAUGUCCAUUCUUAAAAAGACGUCCCAGAAUAAAAUCAUUUCGCGAAUGAUUUUUAACCGAACUGGUAUCCUAAGAACUUCUAAACAGAUAUCUUCCCGGAUUUUUAGACUAAGCAAAGCAGGAAGAUUAACAAGAGAGACAAAAACUCCGCAAACCAAUGUUUCAACUAAUGAACUCGAGGAAUUGAUACGCACCCCUUUAGAGGAGUUGGUCAAUAGCCAACAAUUACCAGAGUCGGCACACACUGACGCUUUAAUCGAUCAUGAAUUAAACAUUUUGUUAACAUCAUCACCUUUGGAUGACGUUUUUGACACAACUACUUCUUACAAGCUUACCCCAAAGGAUUUUAAAAUGUGUUUUCAAGACAAUAGACAGUCAAUUGUAUUCACUCAACUUAAAAAGUGGAUAAAUUGUGAGCACAAGAUUGCGGAAAAGUUGGAUCCAGAUAUGGUGAGCAGGCUCCACAGACGAAAAAUACCGGUGUGGAUAUGUCAACAUUCACUAAAUCUACACGUUAGAGACGUAGUAACAUCCACACCGAUGCCCCAAUCAUGGUCCCCACAAUUUACAAACGUGAUGAGUAUAACUCCUUCUCGGUUCGAAUCAACAUUGACAAUAAUAGUGCAUCACGAAGGAUGUAACAUAGCGCCCAUGCUUACUUGGUACAGUUCUGUUGAGAUAUUUCAGGGUGGGAAAAAGCUACUUCUGGUUAUCGAUGUGGUUAGCGGAUACUUGAACGAAGGUUCGAAAUCAUAUACUUUGAAAAUCCCGUUUGUGAAGACUUUUUUUGCUGGCUUUUUCAACUAUUUGAUCAAUGGAUCCGCAAUAGAGUCAGAUGGUGAUAUUAAAGUCGUUCAAUAUAUCUAUCACAACACUCACGAGUCGAACUCUAACUUAGACUUGGAAAAGUCUCAUAUACAUGCUUAUUUGAUUCAUGAUUUCCAUGUGGAUGGCUCAAAGGGAGAAUCUAUUAUUACAAUUGUGAGCUCGAACAAUCUCCAGACUGCUGUCGAUUCCGACGAUAACGAAACUGUGAUUGCUGAUUCGUCCCCUCCCGGUAGAUUAUCGAGCACUCCCCAAGUACCAAUGAAAAAUAAACAAACACCCAACAAACUAAAGAUUGACAUUACCAGGGCAAAUCAGAAUCACAAUAUCAUUUCUGGACCAAUGUCCGCCCCUGUUUACAAUUCAAGCAUUGUGAACAAAUUGAAUAGGAACACUUUGAAGGAACUUCAAAAUCAGAGGAAGUUCACUCAUUUCCACCCACAACCACCACCACCACAACAGAUGGCCGAUCCAUUUACAAUAUACCAGGCUCAGUCUCAAAAUUGUCUUGGCUCUAGUUGCGAUAUUCAACAAGAUGUAAAUGGUGCUAUAAAAAACACGGGUAAUAUCCAGCUGGGUGAAUUUUAUUCAAGCGACUCGCAAGGAUUUGACAGGGUGAAUAUAAGCAUCGAUCAAUCUCAAAUGGCCAACAAUGGGUACCAAACACAAACACAGGGGCCCCUCUUUGUAGACAAUCUGGCACAACCGUCAUAUGCCCAACAUCGAUAUCAACAUCAUCGAAACCAGACUCAACAAGUGCCCCCCCAACUUCAACAUAGUGCUUCUCAAUUUCAACAAAAUGUACCCCACAAUGCCCCAUUCCCACCACCAGGUAUACCGCCAAGUGCGCUGGCAAUCACCACUCAGUUUCAAAAGGAGCCCUUGCAACCGCAGGCACCUUACCAACCAGGACCACAUCCCAGGAAUCAAUUGGCGCGCAAUUCCAACACGAUACAUCGCUCCAAACUGUAUUCACGCCUACAACCAGCCCAAACUUUUGGAGAUAAAGAGAACAAGUCGAAAGAAAUCACUUUUGGACCAAUUUUGGGUUACGAUCCCUCAAAAGAUGCUAAAACCAGCCGUGCACAAAUAAAAUCUUCUUCCAACCAAGGAAAAGGUAUACACACAUUUCCAUUGAAUGAACCAGUCAUGUACAAACCAAAAAAAUAG